This is a messenger RNA of Pimephales promelas (fathead minnow), 1916 nucleotides long. NCBI's taxonomy places the organism in Eukaryota, Metazoa, Chordata, Actinopteri, Cypriniformes, Leuciscidae. The record is from RefSeq and is a predicted model, not a curated record.
UAAGGAAGAGGCAUAAUAAAGAUCUGAAAUGACCAGUUCAUCUCCACAUAUGGUGCUUUAGCUAAUGAAGGGCUUCUUCUUCACAGGUAGACUCAUUAGCUGGCUCGGGCAGAUGGUGGAGCGCGAGAACAGGCUGGAGAUCUGUCCUACAUCUGUGAGAAACUGCUGGACGUUACUGGACAUCUGUAGAGGUCCACCAAUGCGACCGGUCCGCCCGAAUCCCUCGACAGCGCCGGGAGAAGUUCAGGAUGACAUCUGAGAUGCACACGGAAAACAAGAGCAAAAUAAGGCUCGACGGCAUCAGCCAAUGCCACUGAUGCAGAGAUGCUUCCCACUCGAAAGCGUCGGCCAGAAGCCGCCUUCCCGCGGGGUCACGACGAGGUCAAGUUCAAGGAUCUGACCCUGUACCUGGUGGAGAGGAGGAUGGGAAAAAGCAGGAGGAAUUUUCUCUCGAAUCUGGCCCGAUCAAAGGGGUUCUGCGUGGACGACGCUCUCAGUGGUAACGUGACUCACGUCGUGUCUGAGGGAAACGCAGCGCAGGAUCUCUGGCACUGGUUGGAGGAGCAGGGGUUUGGGGAGACACCACACACACACGUGCUGGAUGUCAGCUGGUUUACUGAGAGCAUGAGCGCUGGACGGCCUGUGCCGGUGGAACUGAGACAUUACAUACAAAAUCCUGUUGUGGAUCACAGGUCUUGUGCACAUCCGUCAGGCAAACCAGAGUCUGCUGUGUCUGCAUAUGCCUGCCAGAGACAGACGACAUUGGAUAACCACAAUAAGAUCUUUACAGAUGCGUUGGAAGUCCUGGCGGAGAACAUGGAGUUCGUUGGGAACCGAGGGCCGUGUCUGGCGUUUCGAAGGGCCGCUUCGGUGCUCAAGAGUCUCCGUGCUCCUUUACAACACCUAGAGGAGACGCAGCGCCUGCCCUGUCUGGGGGAACACUGCAAAGCUGUCCUGGAGGAGAUCUUUGAAUGCGGAUCAUCCUCCAGAGCUGAAGACACACUGAAUGACGAGAGGUACCGAACUAUGAAGUUGUUCAGCAGUGUGUUCGGGGUCGGACCCAAAACCGCAGAGAGCUGGUACUGUAGAGGACUCCGCACGUUUGAACAGGUUCUGACUGAACCCAGUAUCAGACUGAACCGCAUGCAGACCGCAGGGUUCUUGUUCUACGAGGACAUCAGUAAGCCGGUGAGCAGGACCGAGGCCAGCGCGCUGAAGAUCAUAGUGGAAGAAGCUGUUAUGUGUGUAAACCCACACGCCACCGUCCACAUUACUGGAGGAUUCCGCAGGGGAAAGGAGUUCGGUCAUGAUGUGGACUUCAUCAUUAAAACCCCCGAGCCGGGACAGGAGGACGCCGUUCUGCCAGCGCUGAUCCAGCGAUUCAAAGCACAGAACAUCCUGCUGUACUCGGACUUCCAGGACUCGACCUUUGACCUGAGCCAGCUGCCGACCCAUCGCUUUGAGGCCAUGGAUCAUUUCAGCAAGUGUUUCCUGAUAGUGAAGCUGAAGAGAGAGCAGGAGAGCGGCGAGCGAGAGGCGAGUCGGGACUGGAGAGCGGUGCGCGUGGAUCUGGUGGCUCCGCCGCUCGAGCGCUAUGCCUACGCCCUGCUGGGCUGGACCGGCUCCACGCUGUUUGAACGAGACCUGAGGCGAUUCGCCAGACUGGAGCGAGGAAAACUGCUGGACAAUCACGCGCUGUACGACAAAGCGACGGUACGACACACACACACACAUGUAUUUAAAUUGAAUUGGCAAAACAUACAGGAAUUUGAAUUGGAAUGUAAAUAGAUCUAUUUAUGUGUUGAUCUGUGAGGCCAGUGAACUUGCAAUGGAAUUGAAUAAAAGUGUGUGUGUGUGUGUGUGUGUGUGAGAGAGAGAGAGAGUGUGUGAGGUGUUUGUUUCACAUGAUUGCAUCC